Messenger RNA from Phacochoerus africanus (Common warthog), 1540 nucleotides. It is a transcript of the gene BPHL, whose product is annotated as biphenyl hydrolase like. The record is from RefSeq and is a predicted model, not a curated record. Lineage: Eukaryota; Metazoa; Chordata; Mammalia; Artiodactyla; Suidae. The transcript has 6 exons. The coding region runs from base 33 to 785 and encodes 250 amino acids.
GCGCGCUCCCGGGGCGGGCGCGAACUGGCACCAUGGCGGCGGCGCUGGGCAGUCGGGGCGCGCGGCGGCUGCUGCUGCUCCUUUCGGCGCUGAAGCCCGGGCUCCACGUCCCCCGGGCCGGGCCCUCGGCCGCGUUCAGCUCCUCUGUGACCUCUGCCAGAGUGGCCGUGAACGGCAUCCACCUGCAUUACCUGCGGACGGGAGAGGGAGAGCACGCGGUCCUGCUGCUGCCGGGGAUGUUGGGCAGUGGAGAGACGGAUUUCGGCCCUCAAAUCGAGACCCUCAGCAAGAAGCUCUUCACGGUGGUCGCCUGGGAUCCCCGAGGCUACGGACAUUCCAGACCCCCGGAUCGAGAUUUCCCCGUGGGGUUUUUUGAAAGGGAUGCAGAAGAUGCCAUUGGCCUGAUGAAGACGCUCAAGUUUAAGAAGGUCUCUCUGCUGGGGUGGAGUGACGGGGGGAUAACUGCCCUCACUGCGGCGGCCAGAUACCCGUCCUACGUCAGCAAGAUGGUGAUCUGGGGUGCCAACGCCUACGUGACCGACCAGGACGAGAGGAUCUAUCAGGAAGUGACGCUCUCGCGACUCGGGAGAAGGCUCAGGUGGCAGCUCCGCCCUUGCUCAGCCUCCAGCCAGAUGCCCAGAUUGAGACCCCUGGGUGUCAGGGUGAGGAGGAACCACCAGGAUCUGGGGUCUCUGCGGCACAACGGGAAGCAGACCUGGGCUACUCCACCUGCUGCCCUGGCCCAGCAGGGCCCUCCUCUUCAGGCCGCUGCCUCUCUGUCCUGAGUGUCUCCCCUGGACCCCCGACGGCCCACCCAGGAGGUCAGGACCAGGCAGGGCAGAAGUCUCUCUGUUACCUACACGGCGUCUUUGUGCCUCUUGGCCCACAGAGCCUAAAAUACUCACUCCCUGGCCCUUACAGAAGGUUACAGACGCCUUCACUGGACUAGCGCCGGCCUGUCCUGCAGCGCGUGUGACGUAAACGGGCCGCUUGGCGCGUUGUGGAAUCCUGGUUCUGUACCCUCUGUCUGGUAAAGGCUGUGAAACUCUUCCACGGAGUCGGGUCCAGGUGCCAGCCAGUCCUCCCGGUCGGAGGGCCCGCCUGUCCUCACACGGUCCCUGCCUGGCUCAGCACCGACCCGGCUUGUGCCAAGGAGGCCCCUGGCCUGGAGGCUGGCGCAGCCCCCCCCCCCCCCACUGCGGCUGGGACAGCACGCCUCUGGCUCGCUCCUGCUCCUGUGGCACUGACGCCCUUCGUGGAGCCUCCCCUCCGCCGGAAGGGUGGGCAGGGCUCCUCCUCCGAGAGGCCCCCCACCUGCAGUGCCCCUCGCUUUGUCUAACCCUCAGACUCACGGCACUCUGCUUCUGCCUGUUUCCUCUGCUUCCUUCAGGCCGUUCUGGCCGCCUCCUGAAACCGCCCACUGAGACCAGGAUAAUCUCCUCGUCAAGACCAGUGGUUUCUUUUCGCUUAUUCCCUUAUUACCCGUUAGAAGUUUCAAGGUCUGUAGUAACAGCCCCUCUUCUUCCCCUGAAACUGGAAG